CUAUGCAUCCGGGUUUAGCCAACAACGGCCUCUGCCAAAGGGUCCCACUCUUCCACUCCUCAGCCAGUCCUACUUUGUUUGCUUUGCUUCUCUCAACACUCUUCAUUCAUUAUAUUUCGUUUCGUGUAAACUCACAGAACAGAACAUCAUCAAGGUUCUAAGUGAUAGAUUAGACCCCCCACAUCAACCUUUUCAACUACUCCCUAUCAUCCAACCCUUUCUCCCAUGCAUAGGUAAACACACUGAUCUCUCUCUCUCUCUCUUCCACACAAUUGUGAUGGUAUCCAAGUCUUCAAAUAUAGAAAUUCUGUUCCUUUCACAAAAGACGCGUUUCUCCUUUAAUUGUAUAACUCAAAUCCUAAACAGUGCUGCUGCUGUUUUACAAGACACUAUUUUUAGUGAAGAAUCGAACAUCCUUUUACGUUGUUGUUGUUGUUGUUGUUCUCGUGUUCUUUUUAAAGAACCUAGUAUUAUUAGUAAUAGAGUUGAUGGGUGAUUCGGUUGCAUUUGAAUUCUGAAGUUGUUGUGUGUGAUGUUGAUGUAGUGAAACCUGAAAUGCACUGCAAUUGGGGGUCUAAGCUAACGGUGAAAAUUGGACAUUUUUGUUUGUUUCUGAGGGUUGUGUUGUGUUGACACCUGAAAGUAAUGGCAUCGUCUCAUGGUAAUGCACACUCGGAUGCCGCGAAGAUGGAACAAAUAAUCACCGAGUUCUUCGCGAAGAGCCUUCACAUAAUACUUGAAUCAAGGGCACUCUAUGUGUCCUCCCGUAAUUCCUAUGGUGAUCAAGCUGUUUCGUCACCGUGUUCGUCGUCUUCGUCUUCAUCAAAUGUGCGGCCGAGGGAUAAGUGGUUCAAUUUGGCGCUCCGGGAGUGCCCCGCGGCGUUGGAGAACAUUGACCUCUGGCGCCAGAACAAUCUAGAGUGCAUAGUGAUUGAUGUGAUUUUGGUGCAGAGGCCUCUGGUGAGUGUGAGUUUUUCUCCCAAAAGGGUUAUUCCUAGGAGUUCUUCACUGAAGGAAAGAUGCCCUUUUGGCUGGAACACUGAUCAGGAAGAAUUGGGGGUUGUGGGAAGGAGUGAAAAGAUUGUGGAGAGGUGGGUUGUGCAGUAUGAGAGUAGGAAGACAAGGGAUUCUAAUUCUGGCAGUAGGAGGUCAAGCAAUGUUUCUUUGCAUAACUUGUAUAAGAAAUCAACUUUGCUUCUGAGGUCUUUGUAUGUCACUGUUAGACUUUUACCUGCAUAUAAACUUUUCAGAGAGCUUAAUUCGUCUGGACAGAUUAGGGACUUCACCCUUGCUCACCGUGUGUCUUCUUUUGUUGAGCCCUUCACCCGGAAAGAAGAGGCUGAAAUGACGAAAUUCGGGUUCACCCCUGUGGAUACUUCUUCUGGUAGGCUGUGUCUUAGUGUGAUGUAUUGUUCCUUAGCCUCAGAUGUGAGUUCUGAACCUUCAACUCCAAUGUCCCCACAAGUUAUAACUGACUAUGUUGGGAGUCCAUUGGCUGAUCCAUUAAGGAGGUUUCCUUCUCAUCUCGUGGCAGGAUUGCCAUCACAUGGCUCUCCAUCAUCGUUGCCAUCUUCAAGGCAGCGUAGUUGGAGUUUCGAUCAUUAUAGAGCCUCACCUCCUUCUUAUUUACCUUCGCCUACUCAUUCAGAAUCACUCUCAUCAGUGUAUAAUGCAAGUUUGCCUCCUCAUCCAACUGAGAUGUCUAUGAUUCAGAAGAAGAAUACAAACUUUGAGGAUUAUCAUCACUCUGCAUCACCUUCAAUCUCUAAUUCUGGGCCAUUUCCAUGCAAACCACUUUUACGAUCUGAAAGUGCUCCAGUCAGCAUACCUAUUGCUGAAAUUGCUAAUUCCCCUGGAUACUCCAAUAGUCAUAAUGUGCCUCCAUCUCCUCCCCUAAGAGGUUCAAGGGGCACUGCUAAGAUUGAUAGAAACACAAUGCAAACAGGAGCAACAGCUGAGAAGUUGUUUUCUCUUGGAAAAGAUGAGUCUCGAAAAUAUUCUGGAGUCAAGAUAUCUGCUAACAGCUCGCCCCAGAUUUCAAUUUCCAGAAGCUCCAGUAGGUCUUAUCAGAAUGAUUUUGAUGAUACUGAUUUUACUUGUCCAUUUGAUGUGGAUGAUGAUGAUAUGACAGAUCCAGGAAGCAGAGCUGAAUCUCUUGAUCAUGGUCAUAUGACUGAGACGCUUGAAGCCGGUGGAUUCUUUCCCAUUAGAAAGUCUCAAGAUGCUGCUGUUGGUGUGCUUGUACAUAUGCUGAAAAAAGCACCACCUCUACGUCAAGAUUUCUCCACCUCACAACACCUGUCACAAGGUUCACACCCUGAAACUCGGAACCAUAACACUCGAGGGCCCAAUCAGAUCCUUGAGCCAUCAAGGCCUGUGAGCAUAAUGUCUUCUGGGAUCAUAGCCACUAGGAAAACAACAGCUGAUGCAUUGGAAGAGUUCCAUGGUUACAAAGAAAUGAAAAACUUGCUGCUUACGCGAGGUAGUAAGCACCAGAUAUAGUAGUACAUAACAUAUAGUAUACUACACUUAUGCUUGUGCACAAUGGCGUUUAUGCUGAUGUUAAAUCAGUAAAACACAUGUAAGCUUUAAGCCUUUUUUUCCCCUUGAUAAAUUGGUCCAUCCAGUUGAAGAAUAUGUUCUUAGUUUUGAAAAAUACGUGUGAAUAUGAUGAUUAAGUCUUUAUGACUGUUAAGUUUUGAUCUAUGAUCAGGUCUGAGCUGGCUGGCUGGCAUGGUACAGCCUUAUAUUGUGUAAAAAUUCUUGAAACUGCUAAUAGUCGCAUAUUGUAUAUAACAAGGCAGAAGCUUCAUCUACAGGCUGUAGAUUCA
Molecule: messenger RNA, 2831 nt
Organism: Glycine soja
Lineage: Eukaryota; Viridiplantae; Streptophyta; Magnoliopsida; Fabales; Fabaceae
Product: autophagy-related protein 13b-like
Exons: 3
Coding region: 646-2502 (618 amino acids)
Biological process (GO): mitophagy; protein localization to phagophore assembly site; piecemeal microautophagy of the nucleus
Cellular component (GO): Atg1/ULK1 kinase complex; extrinsic component of membrane; cytosol
Source: RefSeq, a predicted model, not a curated record